GUUGUACAGUACUGUGUUAUUUUCGCGAUGGGUAAUUCAGAAAGAAAUUCUGUUAUCAUCAACGAAACAUCAAAAUUGGUAAAUGAUUUUGCCUCGCUGUAUCUGAGCGAAAAACUUUCCAAUAUCACUUUACUUGUGGACAAUAAAAGGAUUUUUGCACAUAAGGUUAUUCUCGCAGCAAGGAGUUCCUACUUUGAGAACCUCCUUUACGAAGAUGGACAAGAAAUAGAACAGACCGAACUUACAAUCUCUCUAAAUACUUCAGCCGACUCCUUCCUGGCCGUUCUCAAAUUUCUCUACACAGGUACUAUCACUAUAACACCUUCAAACUUGGACCCCACUCUGGAUCUUAUUGGUUUAGCCCACCAAUGCGCCCUUACCGAUCUAGAAGUCGCCAUAGGGCAGAAAAUAAAGCCUCUGCUCAAUCACAAAAAUAUUUGCUCUGUUUUGAACACCGCAAAUUUGUACAACUUGGUUGAACUUCGUGACGCUUGUCACGUUUUCAUGGAUCAACAUGCUUCAGAAAUCCUCAACAAUGACUGUUUCAAGCAUUUAAGCCAAAACUCCUUGAUUAAAUUGUUAGAAAGAGACACGUUUUUUGCUCCCGAAAUAGAAAUUUUUGAAAAAGUAGCCCAAUGGUGUCAAGUUAACGUCCACGCUGCUGAUUUGGUGGUGAAAUGUGUUCGGUUAUCUUGGUUGAGUGUUGUAGAAAUUGUGUCUAAAGUUUGGCCUUCGAAGCUUGUCAGUUGUGAAGAUUUGUUGCAAGCUAUUGCGGAAAUUGUCGAUGUAAAACCGAAUGAGACGAAUUGCAGGGGAAAAUCAUUCCCGGGCGUUAAUGUUGCUACUCCUGAACAUAAAGCAACUGUGAUUACCGGCCGAAGAACCGAGCAUUUGUUAAAUGGCAACCGAAAUGUGAACAACUGGACGGAGACAAUGAUUGGUGAUAAAACUGGAUUGACUAUUAAAUUUGGGUUUCCGUUUGUUAUUAAUCACAUUCGUAUGUGUUUAUAUGAUGGAGAUUUAAGAACUUACCGGUAUUAUGUGGAAGUUUCAGUCGAUCAGAAGAAAUGGAAAAAAGUUAUAGAUUAUAGUGAACUUGGUUGUCGAUCUUACCAGGAUUUAUAUUUUGAAAAAAAAGUUGUACAGUAUGUGAAAAUAAUUGGCACUUUAAAUUCAGCAAACACGGCCUUCCAUUUAAUAUUCUUCGAAGCGUAUUACAAGGAAAACAUACCAAGAAUCGUAAAUGGCAUUGUCUUUCCCACCUCAAACGUGGCCACCGUGGAAAAAAAAGCAGUUGUUGUUGAAGGCACCAAUGGAGGUGCAUUACUUGACGGGGUUACUACUAACUAUGGUAGUUUCACGUACCACGUAAUUGGGGCUGGAAGUAUAAUUGUACAAUUAGCUCAACCCUUCAUGCUGUCAAGCAUGAAGCUUAAAUUGUGGGACCAAGACGAUAGAUUUUACAAAUAUUAUGUCGAAACUUCGGUAAAUAAGUCUGAAUGGACAAUCGUCGCAGAUCACAGAAAUGAAGAAAAUAAAUCUUGGCAAGUCUUACGUUUCUCUGAGAGACCUGUAUCUUUCAUCAGAAUUACCGGAACUGGAUGUUCUGCAGCUGCUGCAAACCAAUUUCAUUUACUACACUUCGAAUGUCUUACCACCGAAGAAAAGAAAACGUAUAAAUAAUAUUUAUAGGUUAUCCUCAAGAACACUCAUUUCGAACGCAACGGCCAUUUUUGAAUGUUAACUACUUAAAUAACAUAAAUAAUAAAAAAAUGUAUUCUGUGUUUAG
Molecule: messenger RNA, 1789 nt
Organism: Zophobas morio
Lineage: Eukaryota; Metazoa; Arthropoda; Insecta; Coleoptera; Tenebrionidae
Product: BTB/POZ domain-containing protein 9-like
Exons: 11
Coding region: 28-1683 (551 amino acids)
Biological process (GO): modulation of chemical synaptic transmission; adult locomotory behavior; circadian behavior
Cellular component (GO): cytoplasm
Molecular function (GO): protein binding
Source: RefSeq, a predicted model, not a curated record